Messenger RNA from Vicia faba (fava bean), 1776 nucleotides. The record is from the annotation of a GenBank genome assembly. NCBI's taxonomy places the organism in Eukaryota, Viridiplantae, Streptophyta, Magnoliopsida, Fabales, Fabaceae.
AUGGGUCUCUUCGCAUUCUCUCAAUUUUCUCUCAAAAUUUUCCUCCUUCACAUUACUCUCUUCUCCACUCUCUCUUUCUCUGGUGAUCCAUCUAUUUACCAAGAAAUUCACGUUUCUUACACCACUGUUUCUCCUCUCAGUGUUCCUCAACAGGUUAUAGCUGUGAAUGGGAAAUUUCCAGGACCUGUGAUUAAUGUUACAACCAAUAACAAUGUAGUUGUGAACGUUUUCAAUCAGUUGGAUGAAGAACUUCUCAUUACAUGGCCUGGUGUUCAAAUGCGGCGUGAUUCGUGGCAAGAUGGAGUUCUUGGGACGAACUGUCCGAUUCCUCCGAAAUGGAAUUGGACAUAUGAGUUUCAAGUCAAGGAUCAAAUAGGAAGUUUCUUUUACUUCCCUUCUACUAACUUCCAAAGAUCUUCUGGUGGUUUCGGUCCUUUUGUUAUCAACAAUAGGGAGGUUAUACCGAUUCCUUUCGCGCAGCCGGACGGAGAAAUUUUCAUCAUGAUUGGUGAUUGGUAUACUCAGAACCACACUGCUCUAAGAACAGCGCUUGAUGGUGGAAAAGACCUUGGAAUACCAGAUGGUGUUCUUAUCAAUGGGAAAGGACCUUAUCAGUACAAUGAUACUCUCGUACCUAACAAACUACCCUUUGAGACAAUUACUGUUGACCCAGGCAAGACUUACCGAAUCCGUGUCCAUAACGUUGGAGUUUCGACUUCUUUGAACUUCCGAAUUCAAAACCACAAUCUAUUGCUUGCGGAAACAGAAGGGUAUUACACAACGCAGGCAAAUUUCACGAGCUUCGAUAUUCAUGCCGGUCAGUCUUACUCUUUUCUUCUCUCCACCGACCAGAACGCAAGUACCGACUACUAUAUUGUCGCCAGCGCUAGGUUCGUGAAUGAAUCAUUAUGGCAGAAGGUUACCGGUGUUGCAGUUUUACACUAUACAAAUUCCAAGGGUACGGUAACUGGUCCUUUACCUCCACCACCCGAUGAUUUUUAUAACAAGGGCGCGUCGAUGAACCAAGCAAGAAGUAUCAGGCAAAACACAUCUGCUAGUGGAGCUCGUCCUAACCCUCAAGGAUCCUAUCGGUACGGUUCGAUCAAUAUAACCGACACUUACCUGUUAAAUGUUACAGCACCAGUGAAGAUCAAUGGAACUACUCGGGCUGCCAUUAACGGAAUCUCAUUCCUUAAACCCGACGUUCCAUUUCUCCUUGCUGACAAGCAUCAACUAAGAGGAAUCUAUAAGCUCGAUUUUCCAAGCAAGCCGAUGAACAGAACACCAGUGGUUGACAGAUCAAUCAUCAAUGCUACAUAUAAAGGAUUCAUCGAGAUUGUAUUUCAAAACAACGACACCACAGUUCAAAACUUUCAUCUGGAUGGCUACUCGUUCUUCGUUGUCGGGAUGGACUAUGGUGAUUGGACAGAAAACUCUAGAAACUCUUAUAAUAAGUGGGAUGCAAUUUCUCGUAGCACGACUCAGGUUUUUCCUGGAGGAUGGACAGCAAUUCUUGUGUCUCUGGACAAUGUUGGAUCAUGGAAUUUGAGAUCAGAAAACCUAGACAGGUGGUACCUCGGUCAAGAAACUUAUCUGAGGAUUCUGAAUCCUGAAGAUUCGAAAGACAAUGACACCGGUGUACCAGACAAUGUUCUAUAUUGCGGUCCUCUCAAACAUCUACAAAAGGAACAAAAAUCUUCAGCUUCUGCAUUGGGACAUUCCAUCCUCUUCACAUUGCUCUUGGGAGUUCUUUGUGUGAUUUUCACAGCUAGCUAA